Molecule: messenger RNA, 4614 nt
Organism: Salmo salar (Atlantic salmon)
Lineage: Eukaryota; Metazoa; Chordata; Actinopteri; Salmoniformes; Salmonidae
Product: metabotropic glutamate receptor 4
Biological process (GO): G protein-coupled receptor signaling pathway
Cellular component (GO): membrane
Molecular function (GO): G protein-coupled receptor activity
Source: RefSeq, a predicted model, not a curated record
GUGAAGGCUAAUGUAGCAGGUGGUCGAAUCGACGUAGCCUAAAUCAAAAAGAAUAUCAGCACCAUUAAGUGCAUGGCGCACUCUUUCUCGGCAUGUGGUGUAACUGGUGUGCUAUUGUUAAAUAUUUGUGAUUUUUAUCCCGUUCUCAGCAGCGCCAUUGAAACAGAAUUGAUAACAAUGAUUUUACCACAAUGAUAUGUGCAUUUCGCUCCUUUACGUUAUGAUCAAAUUAAUUCAGUGGGCGCUGAGUGCACUUCAUCGAUUCGAGGGUGCUGUCUCCAUUCCGCGGGCGUGCAAUGUUUGCUUCUCAGUCAUCUUUAUUAUUAGGACAUGUCAGUAUACGUUCUUUAAAGUUAAUAAGUGACUGUAGCAUAACGGCUACUAAGUCCACUGGUCAAUUCGAUUUAUCGGCAAUUAGCAGCAGGCAACGAAAGUUAGGCGAGUCCAGACUUUCAGCACCACUUUCCACUGGACAGCGCUCGAGCGGCUUUGGAAUCGAGACAGCAAACGCAUGGAUUUCUUUGGGAUAUUUCAAACGAUGGAAGGAGUUUUUUGGAAGUGAGGUGGAGGACAUUCUUCAAGUGGCCUAAUCUACACCAUAUUACCAACAGGAACAACAUUUUUCUUUAUUCUCACAUCAACAUGUUUGUGAAUUGGAUAUGGGUCAGUUCACACCGAGAAGAUUCUACCAGAGAAGGAUAAAGGGGAAUUCACUCAGCAGCCCGGAGACCUGAGCGGCCUGAACCCCACCUGUGAGGGAUCUCCAUAGGCAGGGUGGUGAGUUACAGUGGGCAGAGGAGUGCCCACCACGUUGGUCAGACCAUGGAGUGAGGAGGAAAGAAGGAGAUGCAUAUGUAAGAAAGGAAGAGGAGAUAUCCUUUGAAGAGCCAUCUAAAUUCAUGCUCCUAUUAUAAUUGAGUGCUUCUAAGAGCAAAGCAACAUGAGAGGACGCCUGUUCUGUGCCCACUGCUUCAAGAGGUAUUAUUAAGUUUAACCCUCUGGAUAUAGAGUAGACUAGUGUUCUUUGUGUUCCUGAUUCCGCUGGGUUCUAGAGUGUGUCUGGAUUUGUGUUUGGGCUGUGGUCAUGGUGUCUCAGCCCCAGGGGUGUGCUCUGCAUCGGACUGGCAGGAUCUGUCACAGAGGCAGCCUGAUCAGGCUCUUACUCCUUCUUUACUGCUCUCUCACGGCCGCCCAAGCCGCUAAACCCAAAGUUCCGAGCGGCACACACCUCAACUCCAUCCGCAUCGACGGGGAUAUCUCCCUGGGAGGCCUGUUCCCCGUGCACUCCAGGGGCAACGAAGGCAAGGCCUGCGGGGAGCUGAAGAAGGAGAAGGGGAUCCAUCGUCUGGAGGCCAUGCUGUUCGCCCUGGACCGUAUCAACAAUGACCAUUCCCUGCUUCCCAAUAUCACGCUGGGGGCGCGCAUCCUAGACACGUGUUCCCGGGAUACCCACGCCCUGGAGCAGUCACUCACCUUCGUCCAGGCCCUCAUCGAGAAGGAUGGGACGGACGUCAAGUGUCUCGGCGGGGGGGCACCCAUCAUCACCAAGCCUGAGAGGGUGGUGGGAGUCAUCGGAGCCUCUUCCAGCUCUGUGUCUAUCAUGGUGGCCAACAUACUGCGGCUCUUCAAGAUCCCCCAGGUGAGUUAUGCCUCCACGGCACCGGAGCUGAGCGACAACACACGUUACGACUUUUUCUCACGCGUGGUGCCCCCAGACACCUACCAGGCACAGGCCAUGGUGGAUAUCGUCAAGGCCAUGCGCUGGAACUUCGUCUCCACCGUGGCAUCCGAGGGGAACUAUGGAGAGAGCGGUGUGGAUGCCUUCAUACAUAAGUCUCGAGAGGACGGAGGUGUGUGUAUCUCUCAGUCGGUCAAGAUUCCCCGGGAGCCAAAGCCUGGAGAGUUUGGCAAGGUCAUCCGCCGACUAAGAGAAAACCCAAACGCAAGGGUGGUCAUCAUUUUCGCCAAUGAGGAUGAUAUUAGGCGGCUACUCCAAGCAGCCAAGAAGGCCAACCAGACUGGCCAUUUCAUCUGGGUGGGCUCAGACAGCUGGGGCUCAAAGAUAUCUCCAGUGUUACACCAAGAGGAGAUGGCAGAGGGAGCUGUCACCAUCCUGCCCAAACGCCAGUCCAUCAGAGGGUUUGAUCGUUACUUCAUCAGCCGCACACUGGAGAACAACAGGAGAAAUAUCUGGUUUGCUGAGUUCUGGGAGAACAACUUCGCCUGCAAGCUGAGCCGACACGCUUUGAAGAAAGGUUCUGGGCUGAAGAAAUGCACAAAUCAGGAGCGGAUAGGGAAGGACUCCAACUACGAACAAGAGGGGAAGGUGCAGUUUGUGAUCGAUGCAGUCUAUUCCAUGGCCCACGCGCUGCACAACAUGCACAGGGAGCUCUGUCCAGGGAAGGUGGGACUUUGCUCUAGGAUGGACCCCAUCAACGGCACUCUACUGCUCAAACACAUCCGGAUGCUUAACUUUGCAGGCAUUGCUGGCAACCCAGUGCUUUUCAAUGGGAAUGGAGACGCCCCUGGUCGCUAUGAGAUUUACCAGUACCAGAUCAGAAACCGAACAGCUGAGUACAAAAUCAUCGGGCACUGGACCGACCAGCUCUAUCUGAAUAUCCGAGCAAUGCACUGGCCAGGUGGAGGUCGUCAGAUCCCUUACUCCAUCUGCAGCCACCCAUGCCAGGCCGGAGAACGCAAGAAGAUAGUGAAGGGCAUCCCUUGCUGCUGGCACUGUGAGCGCUGCGAUGGCUACCAAUACCAGGCAGACACCUACAGCUGCAAGAUGUGCCGCUUUGACCUGCGUCCCAACGAGAACCACACGGCCUGCCGUCCCAUCCCCAUUGUCAAGCUGGAAUGGAGUUCCCCCUGGGCCGUCAUACCUGUCCUCAUCUCCGUGGUGGGCAUCAUGGCCACUCUGUUUGUGGUGGUCACCUUUAUCCGCUACAAUGACACGCCCAUCGUCAAGGCGUCAGGCCGCGAGCUCAGCUACGUUCUACUGACAGGUAUCUUCAUGUGCUACGCCACCACUUUUCUCAUGAUAUCUGCCCCUGACGUGGGCAUCUGCUCCCUCAGACGGAUCUUCCUGGGUCUGGGGAUGAGUAUCAGCUACGCAGCCCUGCUCACCAAGACUAACCGCAUCUACCGCAUCUUCGAGCAGGGAUCCAUGUCGGUGAGCGCCCCCAGGUUCAUCUCCCCAGCCUCCCAGCUGGUCAUCACCUUCAGCCUGACUUCGGUGCAGCUACUGGGGGUGUGUAUCUGGUUUGGCGUGGACCCGUCUCAGGCCAUCAUCGACUACGAGGACCAGCGCAUGGCCAAUCCGGACAUGGCCCGUGGCGUGCUCAAAUGUGACAUCUCUGAUCUUUCUCUGAUCUGCUUGCUCGGCUACAGCAUGCUGCUAAUGGUCACCUGCACAGUGUACGCCAUCAAGACUCGAGGCGUGCCGGAGGCCUUCAACGAGGCCAAGCCCAUCGGCUUCACCAUGUACACCACCUGUAUCAUCUGGCUGGCCUUCAUCCCCAUCUUCUUUGGUACCUCCCAGUCCACAGAGAAGAUGUACAUCCAGACCACCACGCUGACCAUCUCUGUAAGCCUGAGUGCGUCUGUCUCUCUGGGGAUGCUGUACAUGCCCAAGGUCUACGUGAUCCUCAGGCACCCGGAGCAGAACGUGCCCAAACGCACACGCAGCCUCAAGGCUGUGGUCACAGCUGCCACCAUGUCCAACAAGUUCAACCCCAAGGCGAGCCUACGUCCCAACGGAGAAGCCAAGUCCGAGUUGUGUGAGAGCCUGGAAACACAAGCUUUCUCCACAAAACAAACAUACAUCAGCUACAGCAACCACGCAAUCUAGGAGAGGAAGGCCAUCGUCAUUGCUCAGGAUGGUCACCUCGUUGAACAUUUUCUUAUGCAGUGGAAAUGGGGGGAAAAAAUAGGGCAAGAAAAUUGACAUGGGACAUGUGAGGAUCACUAAAGAAUUUCAUAGGGAGUAGUCAUUGUUAAGGACAGAGAAAAGACAAACAGAGAUGCAGGAAGGGACCCUCAGGGGACCCCAACUGAACAAAUACAGUAUAAUUGUGAUGUUCCAUCUUGUGUUGGCCAUGGCAGACAAGACAAACACUUCCCUCCUGGCCAGAGUCCAGAGUACAGAGAGGAUUCAUGCAGGAUGGGGCUUCUAAUCCCUUGUCGUUGUUUACAUUGCUGAGUUACCUUCUCUUUCACUAUGACUUCUCAUCUCAAGCUGACAAUUGAAAGAAUCUGUUUAGGUGUGUGCGAUGCAAUGUUGUAGUCUGCCAGUGUUGUCAUCAGUAAGUGACAUUGCUCUCAAUGCUUCAGGAAGUUGCUGAAACACCAGUUUAAGAGUGGUCCGUCCUUAAAUGUCUAGGAAGACUUUAAAUUAUGUAAUUGUUAAAAAAUAUAUUUCUAAAAGUAUUCCAGUUUUUUUUUAAAGACUGGAUGGAAAAAAUCAUUCCAACAAUGCAGGAUACUUGUACUCCAUCAUAAAAAAAUAGAAUGAUGUUGACAACAAAGAAUAUGGUCAUUAUUGAUUUUAAGCAUGCCAGUUUGAACAUCCUGUGUUGUGUUGUUAAAAAAUAUAUUUAGAAUGCGUUGAAACUA